AUGGACAUGGCGCUCUACGCCCCUGCGAGCCGCGGCCUCGCCAUCUACGUGCAUAUGCAGCUUGACGCACGCAAAUCGCUAGAACAUCCUUACCUAUAUUGCCAUAAGCACGAGGAACAAUUAGACGAACAAAAUCUCUAUUACGGCACGACGAUAGACCUUACGGUGUUGCAACUUCGCAGCUUUGACUGCACGAGCACGUGUCGCGCGGUCUUGCGGUUUGUCGUCGUGUACGGCGGGGCCUGUGCCAGUUUCUUUAUUUGA
Molecule: messenger RNA, 264 nt
Organism: Phytophthora nicotianae INRA-310
Lineage: Eukaryota; Oomycota; Peronosporomycetes; Peronosporales; Peronosporaceae
Exons: 2
Coding region: 1-264 (87 amino acids)
Source: RefSeq, a predicted model, not a curated record